AUGACAUCUGAUCCAGUCAUGAGCGCCGGAAUUCUUGGCAUCUUUCAGGCGCGGUCCGCGGGCAGCGUCAGCGAGACCAUUUCAUUCUGGGGCCUGCCACCGGGUCCCGGGAUAAUCACGGGCACGGGGGAGCCCCGAAUAGCUAACAAGCCACGGAGGACGGAUUCUGCAUCAAACUUUAGAGCCAUGGCGUCGAUUGGCCAUCAAUAA
Messenger RNA from Colletotrichum truncatum, 210 nucleotides. Lineage: Eukaryota; Fungi; Ascomycota; Sordariomycetes; Glomerellales; Glomerellaceae. The record is from RefSeq and is a predicted model, not a curated record.